CACAAAACGAAUGUAAACCAAAUCUAAAUAGUAAAUACCGAGGCUAGAAAAACCAGCAACCUGCUUUAGAGUCCACAGUAUUUAUUUUGAUUUUGACGAUGCCGUAUAAAUUAGCAUAGCCUAGAUCUAGAUAAAUAUUACAGAACUUUUUUUUAACUCCCAUGCAAUGUCAAUGUUUCAAAGGCUAUUAACACCUUCAGAUAAGUUGAAAAAAGAAAAUAAUGCACCCGAGCCCUGUGAAGAAGUAGAGGAUGGUCAACCACACAAUCCGUUUACUGAAAUAUUGAUACUACAUCAACACUCUGAUAUAGUAAGACUACUAUUGCGCAUAAAUGAUAGAAGGUUUGUAUCAGCAGGUGAUGACAACAAGGCCAUUAUAUGGGAAGUUCAGUAUGGUCGUCAGAUUGCGACACUUAUAGGACAUACUCAUCCAAUUACCAGCCUGUUGCUGUUGCCCUCUGUUGAAGGUGGUGAUGAUGUCUUUAUUGUAUCUGGCUCAUCAGACAGACAAAUUAGAGUGUGGAAUGCAGAAACUGGGGAAUGUGUGCAUACAUUAACAGAACAUUGUGGAUCUGUGAGGUGCCUGAUUCACUUGACAGAUGGAUUGUUUUGUGCAGGGGGAGAGAAUCUUUCAUUAUGGAACAGACAAGGACAAUUGUUGCAUAUGCUUAACAAAUGUACUUUGGAAGAUGUUCAUCUGAUGAUUGCCAUAAAAAACAACCGCUUGGUUAUUGCUGCUGACAAGGAGUUAGUGGUGUACAGGCUAAACCUUGAUGGCACAGUGCCAGAGCUUGUAGUACUUAAACAUCUAAAUUCACAUCAGGAGACCAUCCAUUCAUUAAUUCCUAUAUCAACUUCUUGUUUUGGUACUGGCUCUGUAGAUGGGAUGAUAAUUAUUUGGACGUCAUCCACUUUACAACAAACAAAAACAUUACGCACUGUCACUGAGCGAGACAUAGAGAACAAAACUUUUUUACACAGUGUCCAGGCUCUAAUCUGUGUGCAGGAGCGCUACCUCUUUGCUGCAAUUGGAUGUGGUUUUUAUGCUUAUGAUGUGACUGCUGUUAAAGAAACUCUGGUUAUUCAGAAGAGAUCUGCACAUUUAUCCAAAAUAACAUGCAUGGGUUUCGCUUGUGAGGGAGAAAUCUUAGCAACAUGUUCUGAAGACAAAUGUAUACGACUGUGGGGUCGUAAGCCUGUAACAGAUCCAUGGGGGGGUGAUGUGGCUGUGACAACUAUGGAGAGAUUUACUGGCCUGCAAUCUAAUGAAUUGUUGAACUCAACCUCUCCGUGGGAACCAAGUUUGCUUGGAGAGUGUUGCGCUCAUGGAGAAAUAGUGCAGGGCUUUUUGGAUUUUGACCAUGAAGGAAUUGUAACAUGUGGAUCAGAUGGCCUAGUCAUAGUGUGGAAGAAUUCUGAGGUGCAGAAAGUGAGAAGGAAUCAGUCUUUAAGAAAGUUUUUAAUAAAUCGUGAUGGCAUUGUUUAAUUUCCCCAACCUUUAGUGAUAUAUUAAUUGAUGUGAACAAACUUUUUGAUUUGAAUAAAAAAAAUUAUGUGAAAUAUAAUGUAAAUGUUAUUUAAUUUAAAUAAUUCUACAUUUUAUUUGGAUGUUGCUUGUUUUUUUAUCAUUGCCUUGAUAAUGAUGUCUGCCUAAAAAACCAAGCCACU
Messenger RNA from Physella acuta, 1668 nucleotides. RefSeq names its product WD repeat-containing protein 41. Gene Ontology annotation, molecular function: protein binding. Gene Ontology annotation, biological process: regulation of autophagy. Lineage: Eukaryota; Metazoa; Mollusca; Gastropoda; Physidae. The record is from RefSeq and is a predicted model, not a curated record. Gene Ontology annotation, cellular component: lysosomal membrane.